Molecule: messenger RNA, 5685 nt
Organism: Micropterus salmoides (largemouth bass)
Lineage: Eukaryota; Metazoa; Chordata; Actinopteri; Centrarchiformes; Centrarchidae
Gene: nckap5l
Product: NCK-associated protein 5-like
Exons: 13
Coding region: 381-4649 (1422 amino acids)
Biological process (GO): microtubule bundle formation; microtubule depolymerization
Cellular component (GO): microtubule plus-end
Source: RefSeq, a predicted model, not a curated record
ACAGCACAGACACACACACAAUGCACAUGCCCAAGGACAGGCCUUUUCUAGCUAUAGCAUAGAGGAAACCGGCUUCCUCGCCACACUCACAGGGUGACGGCACUUUUAACGGGGGGAAAAUAAUCCUCUCAGCGGCCGGAAAACAGACAUGUAAGGUUGUGGCCUUUUUCUGUCGCUCUCUUUUCUUGUGUUCCUCUGGUGCCUUACGUUUCAUUCUGCUGUGAGGGGAUCUCGGAUGUGCUGACUGGAUGACUGAAAAGGCAGCGGGAGCAAGCUCCUUGGUUUUGUUGUUGGGAGACAGAGGUGCCUGACAGGAGACUGACUCCUCUUCAAGGAUCACAACGAGAGCUGAAACCACAGUGUCGCCUCCUGUGUUUCAGAUGAGAACAAUGUCAGAUGAGGCAGAACAGAGAAUGUGUGAUGAGGACUUUGGUUCAGACGAGGAAGGCGAGGAGGGAGAUGUGGAGUCGUACCUGGAGGACAACAGCAGUGAGCUUGUGGACCGACUUAGAGAGCUGGAGGCAGAGAACUCUGCUCUGAUGUUGGCAAACGAGAGUCAGAGAGAGGCUUAUGAGAGAUGCUUGGAUGAGGUGGCCAACCACGUGGUCCAAGCUCUGCUGAAUCAAAAGGAUCUGAGAGAGGAGUGCAUCAAGUUGAAGAUGUUGGUGUUUGACCUGGAGAGACAGAACAGAGCGCUUUGUGAACUUUUUCAGCAGAAACUGCCCAACCACCCCACUGCUCACUACCAGGUUCAGGCGGGACCACUCCCAGACUACAAUGCACAGCUGCACAAUGACUCGGCCAAACAGGUGGAGCCUGCACAGACUGAAGCACAAGCCAAGGGAAAUGGCUACCGCACACAACAUGCCUCCCCGGGUCCUCGUGGCCCUGCCGCCUCCAUGGAGGCCCUGUCUCCCUUCUUCAAGAAGAAAGCACACAUCCUGGAGGUCCUUCGCAAGAUGGAGGAGACGGACCCCCUGAAGUUUCACCCGUCUACUGCGAGCUUGUCUUUCUGCGACUACAGCCAGGUGCUCAUGUCCACAGAGGCUGUUUUGGCCACUGCGGACCCCCUUCCACUACAGUGCAAACCCCACCAGACACACUGCCACUGCUCCUGCUCUGACACUGAUGCACACCAGCAUGUCAACGGGGCAGUGAAGUGUGAGGGAGAGAACACCUGUUGUUUACACUGCAAGAGGAGCCCAGACAGUCCUCCAAAGCCAUGCAACCACGUCUGUAGUCCUUCAAAAGCCAACUCAGCCACCCAGAGCCACGUAGUUCCUGCAGCUGCUAUAAGCGAAUGUCACAGUAAGAGCAGAACAGUGGAGUCUGUUCCCUCAUCUAAACAAUGCACCAAGAAUGAAGCCCACCAGCAACCAGCAGGCGCCACCGCCCACUCCUCAAUCACAGAAGCAGCCGAUCAGAGCCUGGAGGUGAUGGAAGUGGAGCAAGAGCAGGACAGCUCUGAGAGUUGUCUAAACGCUAGUGCCUCUGAAGAGCUCACUGGUUUCUGUCCCACAUCCCACCUGCCCAGUUCUGUGAAAGAGAGCGCACAGAUGUCCCACUGUGACAUGGAGACGAGUGAUGCCGUUCACAAUGGCUUAGCGCUCUCCUCCAUGAACAGCGCCAUGUCGAAUGACCCCUCAGCCGUCCCCGAGAAAGACAGCACAGAUCAGGAGGCGUCUUCUGUGAGAGCCGGUGCCUCCGUCAGCCCCAGCCCCUCCUGCCUCAGCGAUGUCAAAGCCGCCGCCAUCAACUCCCCGUCCAAACUGCUCAAGUUCUUGAAGAUUCCCUCGAUGGGGGAGAAGUCUCAGGCUUCGACCUCUGCUGUCCGUCUGAGCCCCCAACUCACCCGCAGCUCCAGGAUCCCCUGUCGCACCAACAACUACGAGGUGUACCACUCUCCUGUUCCCACACGCAGAGCCACCACCACAGAAAGGUGCAGGCAGCCCCCUCCACCGCCCUCCAGGUCUGAGUCCUACCCCGCCACACACUCAGCCCCAACCUCCCCUCCACAGCCCGAAGACGUCUGCACCCCGCCCGUUAAGGAAAUAAGCUACAGCCUCUCAACACCUAAAGCCAGUGCUGGCUCAAGGACGGGCGCUCCUUCCUCCUCAUCCAAAGUAUCUCAGAGGGUCCCUCAUUAUGAAAAUGUCUGUAAUAUGUCUAUCAACUCUAGAGACGAGGAACCGACCCAGGGCCCCGAGAAAAGAACCACACUUCCAUCCCAAACCAAGGCAAACGGUGGUGAGAGGAAGCUCGUUAAAUCGCUACCAGAAAGUGUCCUAAACCCCCUUCCUCAACGAAAACAGUCGUCCUCGUCCACGUCAGAGUCCACAUCAGAUGAUGAGGAGGAUUCGGACAGCCCAGUAUGGGUUAACCAUCACAGCCUGCCCAACUCAUCCGCCCUCAGCAAAGCUCAGGGCAGAGCCAACUACUCACAUGCCAGAGAGAAACAGGAGGCAGAUGUAAGGGAGGUUAUUGUGCAGAGCUCCGAGGUCGCCCAGCAGCCGCCUCCACCUCCAGCUAGGAGGAGCGACUCCUCUUCCAUCCCCAAGAGGCCUGUGGCCGGGGCAGCGAGAGCCCAGGCUGAUUCCAGUCACCACGCUUUCAAAGACAGGCUGGCUGCGUUGGGAAAGCUGAGGAGCUCUGAGGAUUUACAAGUCGGUCUCAGGUCCGUGGACACGGUGAACGAGGGCACUUACGUGGAUGAAAGGAGUAAAACAGCGGAGCGGCCCAUGGAGCUCCUUAAAGAGGAGCAGAGACAUUCAAAAUACUCAGACUCUUUGGAUGGUAAACCCAAAAGUAGUAGCGGUGGUUUAAAGUACCCGGGGUCAUCUCAGCUGUAUGAACAGGCAGUAAAAGUUCAGCCUCCUGGUCCCGUGGUGGUUAAACAAGAACCGUGUGUGACCAAGACAGAAGGCUCUAAGAGCAAAAUAGGUCUGCCGUCCCCCAACACAGAUGCUCCGCAGGUACUACGCAACAACAUUAAGUGUCCUGGCUCCCUAAAUCUGGCCUAUAACCUUAAACCAGGUGUUGGUCCUCACAGUAGCAACAGCCCCAACAAAAUCCCCCCAAAGUCGCCGUCCAAACCUUGCCAGGGCCCGUCCGUCCACAGAGGGGGGAAGCCCUCAGAGGCCCCGCGUUACUCGUCCAAAUCAGAGGAGAGAACCAAGAUCAGCGGGAAAGGGAAAAAGAAUCCGAUGUACGGAGACAGCCUGCCGCCGCCUCCUCCAAGACCUCCAGUGUCUGAAGGGGAGAAGCCGUUGCAGCCGGUACCAAGCCCGCAAUCUGCCAUCGAGCAGAAGGUGAUGAAGGGCAUCGAGGAGAACAUGCUGAAGCUCCAGGAGCAGGACAGAGGAGGGCAGGCCAGCGAGGUCAAGCAGAAAGCCUCCAACGGCAUUGCGAGCUGGUUCGGCCUGAAGAAGAGCAAGCUGCCUGCGCUGAGCCGCAAAACCGAAGCGACCAAAGCAAAGGACGAGAAGAAAGAGUGGAAGAUCAACAUCCCCUCAGUGGGCCGGGACUCUGUGAAAAUGGCCACCAGGUGUAAAGAAGGAGUGGAAGGUUUGAACAUCUCGACUCUGAUGGAGAAGGCCGAGGGUCUGAGGAGGGCCCUGGAGGAGGAGAGGGCGUAUGUGGAGAGGUCAGGCAGGGGUCACUCCUGUGAGGUGGUGAUGGACCAAGCUCAGGGACAGCUGGCUGUCAUGUACAGGGGAGGGCGCUCUGACAACUUCAUGCAACAGCUGCUGAACAGAGUGGACGGGAAGGACAUGAUCAGCGUGCCCCAGCGUCGGCUCUCGUUCGACUGUAAGACCUCCAAGCCGGUGUUUUGUCAGCAGAGCGACGUCAUCGGUCACAUCACCAGCCGUGACGAUAUGGAGAAGGGAUCAGACAGAAUCGGCAAGAUCACAUCAGAUGAAAACCUGGCAGACUCGGUUCACUCUCAACACUUCGCAGGUUCUGGUGCUUCCACGUACACCCUGGACAGUGGCAUCGGUACGUUCCCCCUGCCCGACUGCAGCAGCGGUGCAGCAGGACGGGGCCUGUCCAAGAUGAGGGCCGGGGCCGAGCACCACUGCUCUGGCUCCCCGGGAAGGGCCGGUCGACGGGCCCGCACCCUGGACAGAGAGCUGACGUCACAGGAGGAGUGCUACGUGCCUCACAAACAGCUGAUUCCCACCAUUCAGUACGGCUCCAUGCUGGAGGGGAGAAGCUCGGCCGGCGUCAUCCGUGAAGACAAAGAGGCUCAUGGAGCGAACAUGUUCUCCCCUCGCUCGAAGACUUGGACCUUCCCCAGCCUGAAGACUCCAGCAGGACCUGCAGAGGUUUACCUGGCAGUGGAGGAGGAAGAGGAGGAGGCGGUAUCCUUUGGAUCGCCAUUCAGAGGGAGCGUGAAGGCCGGCGGUCCCUCCUCCAGCCGGGCGGCUGACCCAGGCAGCCUGCCCGUCCCUGCCCAGUCGGGGCUUAGCCGCAGGGGAAAGAAUCGCACUCCCAGCGUCCCCGAGGUGAGCCGGGAGGCCGGACUGGAGCUGCUCAGGGAGCGGCCGGAGGAAGCCCUCUCCCCAAGCCGCCCUCAGGUCCUGGAGACCCCCGAGUCUCUCAGCGAUUCUCUGUACGACAGUCUGUCAUCCUGCGGCAGCCAAGGAUGAUCCAGCCAAGGAUGGGGGAGGAAGGAGAGGACUGGAUGCUCAUCUAGUCCGCAGACAAUAAGACCUAACACCGCUCUGAACGCAUCUCCUGGUUGCUGGCUGUACUGUGAUGCCGCUGCUGACCCGCCGCCACCUUGUGAGGAAAAGAAACUGUGCCCCGUUGGUCGCAAGAGUAUUGUGGUGAUGCCGUCUCAUCAGCUGUUCCUCUGUUGCAACUGGAAAGAUGGAUCGAUAAGACUUCUCCUCAGGAUUCCCAAUAAACAUGAAGCCAAAAGCCACCCCAGAUAGUAUACGUUGUUCACUUUUUCACAAUCAGACUUGACUGCGGACACUUCUCUUUAAUUCUUCAUGUAUACAGGACUACAAAAACGCAUGGCUAAGCUAAUGAUUAGCACAAAAGUCGUCACUCCUGGUUGUUACUCAGCAACCUGUCUUUUGUUUUGUUUUUCUCUGAUCUUUGUUGUGUCCGUCAAGGAAGCAGUGAAGCGCUGAUCAUUUAAAUUGCUGACGUACUGUAUCAAUACAUCCGUUCUGUUAUUGGUUUCAUUUCACCAUAUAAUGUACUGAGAGAAAGGAAAAAAAACAAACACAUGGAGCUCUUUUAAAAAAGGAAAAAAAACUGAAUGUUCAUGUCUGUGAUUCUUUAUCGCUAAACUCAUGCAUCACAAUUUUAAAUGUAUAAACGAUUUUAUUGAUCAUGUUGAUAUUGUUUUGCGACCAAGGAAGGUUGUCGGAAUAUGUCUGUUUUUAAAUCAUAAAACAUUUAAAGGUAAUAUACCAGCAAUAAUAACAUAGAUAAAGAGAAAUGGCUACACUAUUCAAUGAAAAUGUAUUUCUAUUAUUUAUUUAUUUUUAAAUGUUUGCAGUCAUCAUUUUUUUUUUUUGUAAUCUUUCUGUGAAAAUUGCAGUCUCCUCGCUUAGUAGAUUAUGUUCAUAUCUUGUAUUUCGACAUCUGUUGCUGUUCAUUCCCUAGCCAAUAGAGGUCCUAUGUACCUACUGCCGUUUUUCAACUUUCUAAUUAAAAUGUUUUGAUUUA